AUGGAUAGUGAUGAAGAGGAAGUUUUACUUUUAUUAGCCUUAAUUGACUCACCAGUUAAGAAAAGAAUUUGGAUCCAUGACAUCAAUAGACAACACCGAAUUCAUGGGGAAUUCCACACUUUAUAUCCAAGAUUAAGAUUGGAUGAAGAUCGGUUUUUUAAUGCAUUCAGAAUGACGACUGAGAACUUUGAUGAAAUAUUAAAUAUGAUAAAGGAAAAUAUCAGCAAAUCAUUCACUAAAUAUCGAGAACCCAUAUGCCCUGAAGAACGCUUAGCAAUAACGUUGAGAUUUUUAGCAAGUGGAGAUUCAUUUCGCUGUAUUGCAAACAGUUAUAGAGUGGGUUGCUCAACUGUCGCAGAAAUUGUUGAUGAAGUUUGUGAUGUUAUUUGGACUACAUUACAACCCAUAUACAUGAAGCCUCCUACAGAAGAAAUGUGGAACUUAACAUCUGAAGAGUUUUAUAAUAUGUGGCAAUUCCCCAAUUGCCUCGGCAGUAUUGAUGGAAAACAUGUCACUAUCGUUUGUCCGCCUAAUUCAGGCAGCAAUUAUUUUUGCUACCUCAAAAAAUUUUCUGUCGUCCUUAUGGCAAUAGUAGGACCACACUAA
Molecule: messenger RNA, 606 nt
Organism: Pieris macdunnoughi
Lineage: Eukaryota; Metazoa; Arthropoda; Insecta; Lepidoptera; Pieridae
Source: the annotation of a GenBank genome assembly